ACUUUUUCAAAAGUUUCUGGAAGUGCUCGAAGAGGCAGCCGCGUCCGAGCUGCAGAGGGAAAUACGGAGUUGGACUAUCACACAAAACAUUUUAGGUUUCUACGAAAAAACACUCUAUGACGCUGCCUUGUCUUACUGUGAUUCCUUGGAACUUCAGUCUUUGUGUCAUUUUUUAAAGGAUGUAUAAUUGCUAAUACUUCAAGAGCGGAGUUGGAUCAGAUUUCCACAGAAAUGGGGGAUUACACUAUUUGGAUAUUCUUGUCAAUUUUAUAUAUUGUGCAGAACUGUGAAGGACUGCGAUGCGCGGACAGACCUUGUGAACACGGCGGAAUAUGCACAGACUCAAGAUGCAUGUGCCGGCCCGGCUAUAUCGGACCGCUGUGUCAGCACCUGGACCCGUGCCACCGCUCACCGUGUUUCAACGGAGCUGCCUGCAAGAGUCAGGUGGCCAAUGGCGUCCCACAAUUCACCUGUGUGUGUCAGAGAGGCUUCAGAGGUCAGGACUGCUCCCUGAUUGACGCGUGUGCCACAAGUCCAUGUGCCAACGGCGCCCGCUGCACCAACUGGAACAACCACUACAACUGCUCAUGCCCUCCGGGCUUCCAGGGCAAGAACUGCCGCAGUGACGUGGACGAGUGCCGGCGGGCGGGCAAGUGCCUGAACGCUGGCAUCUGCAUCAACACGCCCGGCUCCUUCCGCUGUGAUUGCCCGGCCGGCUACAGUGGGCGCACCUGUGAGGUGCCCACGCUGCCUUGCGCCCCCUCACAGUGCCUCAACGGAGGCACGUGCCACCAGACGGGCGAGCACACGUACGACUGCGCCUGUUUGCCAGGCUUCAGUGGGAUCAACUGCGAGGUGAACCUGGACGACUGUCCCGGCCAUAAAUGCAUGAACGGAGGGACCUGCGUGGACGGGGUCAACACCUACAACUGCCAGUGUCCCCCUGAGUGGACAGGUCAGUACUGCGCAGAGGAUGUGAACGAGUGCCUCAUGCAGCCCAACGCCUGCCACAACGGUGGGACGUGCUUCAACACCAUCGGCGGUCACACGUGUGUGUGCGUGAACGGCUGGACGGGCGACGACUGCAGCGAGAACAUCGAUGACUGUGCCACGGCCGUGUGCUUCAACGGCGCCAGCUGCCACGACCGCGUUGCCUCCUUCUUCUGCGAGUGCCCCGUGGGCAAGACCGGUCUGCUGUGUCACCUGGACGACGCAUGCGUCAGCAACCCCUGCAACGAGGGCGCCGUGUGCGACACCAACCCGCUGAACGGCAGGGCAAUCUGCACGUGUCCCGCCGGCUUCAUAGGCGGAGCCUGCAACCAGGACAUGGACGAGUGCUCUAUCGGUGCUAACCCAUGCGAACACUUUGGGAAGUGUGUGAACACAGAGGGCUCGUUCCAGUGCCAGUGCGGCCGUGGGUACACGGGACCGCGCUGCGAGAUCGACAUCAAUGAGUGCCUGUCCAUGCCGUGUCAGAACGAUGCCACCUGCCUGGACCGCAUCGGCGAGUUCACCUGCAUCUGCAUGCCAGGAUACACAGGUACACACUGCGAGGCGGACAUGGACGAGUGCGAGAGCAACCCCUGCGUGAACGAUGGCAUCUGUAGGGACCUGGUCAACGCCUUCACCUGCACCUGCCAGCCAGGCUUUACAGGCAGCAUGUGCCAGAUCGACAUUGACGAGUGUGCCAGCACGCCCUGCCAAAACGGAGCCAAGUGCAUCGACCGACCCAAUGGCUACGAAUGCCGAUGUGCUGAAGGUUUCGAGGGCCGCCUCUGCGAGAGCAACAUCGACAACUGCCAGCCUGACCCGUGCCACCACGGGACCUGCGUAGACGGCAUCGCCAGCUACACGUGCAACUGCGUGCCAGGCUACACAGGCUACCGUUGCGAGAACCAGCUGAACGAGUGCCAUAGCAACCCCUGCCAGAACAGCGGCAAGUGCGUGGACAUGGUCAACAGAUACCUCUGCCGGUGUCAGCAUGGCACCUCAGGCAUCAACUGUGAAAUCAACUUCGACGACUGUGCCAGCAACCCGUGCGACUACGGCAUGUGCAGGGAUGGCAUCAACCGUUACGACUGCGUGUGCAGGCCUGGCUUCACCGGCCCCCAGUGUAACGUGGAGAUGAACGAGUGUUCAUCGAGCCCGUGCCGUAAUGGCGGCACAUGCGUGGACGAGGAGAAUGGCUUCCACUGCCUGUGUCCUGCUGGCUUCCACGAACCCUACUGCUACUCGCACGUGGACGAGUGCGGCAGCAGCCCCUGCGUGCACGGCUCCUGCAGGGAGGACCCCAACGGGUACCGUUGUGACUGCGAGCCAGGCUGGAUAGGGAAGAACUGCGACAUGGACCGCAAUGACUGCCUGCCAAGCCCCUGCCAGAACGCCGGCACCUGCAUCGACCAGCUCAACGGGUUCACCUGCAAGUGCCGGCAGGGCUUCCGAGGUAACCUGUGUCAAGUCAACAUCAACGAGUGUGCGUCCAGCCCCUGCCUGAACCAGGGCACCUGUGUGGACGGCGUGGCCAGCUUCACCUGCAUGUGUGAGCCGCCCUAUAGCGGACCCACCUGCGUCGAGGUGCUCACGCCCUGCUCGCCAAACCCCUGUGCCAACCACGCCCUCUGCACCCACACGCCCGACUACCUGGACUACCAGUGUAACUGCCAGCCCGGAUGGCAGGGCCAGCUAUGUAACAUCGACGUGAACGAGUGCACGUCGAAUCCGUGCAAGAACCGCGGCACCUGCACCAACAAGCUUGGCGGCUACGUGUGCUCCUGCCGCAGCGGGUACGUGGGAACCAACUGCGAGACUGACGUCAACGACUGCAUGCCAAACCCAUGCCUAAGCGGAGGAUCCUGCACAGACGGCAUCAACACGUUCCACUGCACCUGCCUACCCGGCUUCGCGGGCCCACAGUGCGCCGUCGAGGUGAACGAGUGCCAGAGCGCCCCCUGCAGGAACGGAGGCACGUGCACCGACUACGUCAACAGCUACACCUGCACCUGCCGGCCAGGAUACACAGGCUUGCACUGUGAGACCAACAUACCAGACUGCACUGAGAGCUCCUGCUUCAACGGCGGCAGCUGCGUGGACAAGAUCAACGGCUUCGCGUGCACGUGCCGCUCGGGCUUCACAGGUGACCACUGCCAGUACGAGGUGAACCAGUGUGACUUGCAGCCCUGCCUCAACGGGGGCGUGUGCCAGGACGGCCUCAAGACGUACCGCUGCUCCUGCCCCAGGGGCUACACCGGAGACCGCUGCCAGGUACUGGUGGACUGGUGCCGCCACCCCAACCCGUGCCAGAACGGCGGCUGGUGUACGACCAAGGAUGGCUCGUUCACGUGCGACUGUGUGGGCGGCUGGUCCGGACGCUACUGUGACAUCCCAGGGGUCUCCUGUGAAGUGGCCGCAAGGCAGAGGGGCCUGCAGACCGAAAAGCUCUGUCACAACAGCGGCCACUGCGUGAACACGGGCAACACGCACUACUGCAAGUGUCCGUCUGACUACACAGGCAGUUACUGUGAGAGCCAGGUGGACCACUGCGAGGACAAUCCCUGCCUCAACGGCGCCACCUGCAGGGGCUACGUGGGAGGAUACACAUGCGACUGUAUGCCAGGGUACGAGGGCCAGAACUGCGAGCGGGAGAUCAACGAGUGCCGUUCACACCCAUGCCAGAACGGAGGCACCUGCAUCGACCUGGUGGGCCACUACAUCUGCUCCUGUCCCCCUGGCACGCUGGGGGUCCUGUGCGAGAUAAACGAGGACGACUGCGCGCUGCCGUCCAGGCCGCGCGGCGUGCCCAAGUGCCAGAACAACGGCACUUGCGUGGACCGUGUGGGCGGCUACCGUUGUAACUGCCCGCCAGGAUUCACGGGCGAACGCUGCGAGGGCGACAUCAACGAGUGCAACUCGAACCCCUGCAGCCCGGCAAACAGCCUGGACUGCAUCCAGCUGCCCAACGACUACCAGUGCGUCUGCAAGCUCGGCUUCACAGGUCGGGGCUGUCAGAACAGGUUCAGUGUGUGUGAGUCCCAGCCCUGUAAGAAUGGUGGAGCGUGCUCAGUCUCCAGUAACUCCCCGCUGGGCUACAUCUGCACCUGCCAGCUGGGUUACGUGGGGAUGAACUGCGAUCGCAGCAUGUCCUGUCGUGAGCUUUCCUGCUACAACGGCGGGAGCUGCAUGCCCACGUCUCGGGGCGCCCGCUGCGCGUGCCCACACGGCUUCGCCGGGCCGCAGUGCCAGCACCGCAGCAACGAGAGCUGCUCGUCGCGGCCGUGCCGCAAUGGCGGCGUGUGCACCGAGGAAGCCUCCUUCCCCUUCUUCAGCUGCCAGUGCGUGCCGGGCUGGCGGGGUAAGCGCUGUGAGCAGGAGGCCGGGCCCCCAGGGGCCCCGGCCCCGCCCCCCGCCUGCCCGCUGGCCGAGUGCAGCAGUAAGGCGGGCGACGGCGUGUGCGACAAGGAGUGCAACACGUUCACGUGCCGCUGGGACGCCGCUGACUGCUCGCUGGCCGUCAACCCCUGGGCUCGCUGCGCGGACCCCCGCUGCUGGCGCGUCUUCAACAACAGCCAGUGCGACGAGUCGUGCAACAAUGCAGACUGCCUGUACGACAACUUCGACUGCCGCAGCAAGGAGAGGGUCUGCAAUCCCAUCUACGAGACGUACUGCGUGGACCACUACGCGGACGGCCGCUGCGACCAGGGCUGCAACAACGAGGAGUGCGGCUGGGACGGGCUGGACUGCGCGCGGACCGUGCCCGAGCACCUGGCGGACGGUGUGCUGGUCAUCGUGGUGCUGUUGCCCCCGGACGAGCUGCUGCGCACGGGCACCGCCUUCCUGCAGAAGCUGAGCAGCAUCCUGCGAACCUCGCUGCGCUUCCGCCUUGACAAAAACGGGGACGCCAUGGUGCACCCCUACACCCGCCGCGAGGCCAGGCUGAGACGGGAGCUGCAGCCCCAGCAGGAGGUCAUCGGGUCCAUCGUCUACCUGGAGAUCGACAACCGCCUGUGCUCCCAGGACUCGGACAACUGCUUCCCCACUGCGGACAGCGCUGCCGACUAUCUGGGCGCCCUCUCCGCCCGCGAGAUGCUGCGAUUCCCCUACCCGCUGAAGGAAGUGCGCAGCGCGAAGCUGGGGGGAUCGACCUAUGUGCCCGAUUGGGCCAAGCUGCUCCUGGUGGGCGUGGCAGCGCUGUUCCUGCUGGUCAUCCUGGUGGUGGGCAUGCUGAUCGCCCGGCGCAAGCGUGAGCACAGCACGCUCUGGUUCCCCGAGGGCUUCUUCCUCAAGAAGGACACCAGCAGCAACAAGAACCGGCGCGAGCCCGUGGGGCAGGACGCACUGGGCAUGAAACACAUGCCCAAAACGGUGGAGGAGUCUUUACUGGGAGACCACAGUGACCAGUGGAUAGACACGGACUGCCCCGAGGCCAAGAGACUGAAGAUGGAGGAGCCCAGUAUCCUGUCCGACGGCGAGGAUGCCGUGGACAGCAGGCAGUGGACGCAGCACCACCUGGCAGCAGCCGACAUCCGCAUGACUCCCUCCAUGGCCCUCACUCCCCCACAGGGCGAGUUUGACAGCGACUGCAUGGACGUCAACGUGCGAGGACCAGAUGGCUUCACGCCGCUCAUGCUGGCGUCAUUCUGCGGUGGAGGCCUGGAGCCAGAGGUGGCGGAGGACGACGACUCUGAGGAGUCUUCUGCCAACAUCAUAUCGGACCUCAUUUACCAAGGUGCCUCGCUGGGAGCCCAGACAGACCGCACAGGUGAGACGGCGCUGCACCUGGCAGCUCGCUACGCCCGUGCCGACGCCGCCAAGAGGUUGCUGGAUGCCGGCGCCGACGCCAACGCGCAGGACAACACGGGACGCACACCCCUGCACGCUGCCGUGGCCGCGGACGCCCAGGGUGUCUUCCAGAUUUUGAUCAGAACGCGGGCGACGGACCUGGACGCACGCAUGCACGACGGAUCCACUGCCCUGAUCCUGGCGGCGCGGCUGGCCGUGGAGGGCAUGGUGGAGGAGCUCAUCACCUGCCACGCCGACGUCAACGCCGUGGACGAGUUGGGGAAAUCCGCACUGCACUGGGCAGCGGCUGUUAAUAACGUGGAAGCCACCAUCGCCCUUCUGAAGAACGGAGCAAAUAAAGACAUGCAAGACCUCAAGGAGGAGACGCCUCUCUUCUUGGCUGCCAGGGAGGGUAGCUGCGAGGCGGUGAAGGUGCUCCUUGCCCACUUCGCCAACAGGGAGAUCACGGACCACAUGGACCGGCUGCCGCGCGACAUCGCCCAGGAGCGCAUGCACCACGACAUCGUGCAGCUGCUGGACGAGUACAACACGGCGCGGAGCCCCCCCAGCCACACCCACGCUGCCAGCGCCCACCACCUCGCCGCCGGCCACACGCUCUCGCCGCUCAUGUGCCCGCCAGGCAGCUUCCUGCCCGCGCUGAAGACCACGCCGCAGGGCAAAAAGAGCCGUCGGCCAACCACGAAGGGCCUGGGCACCCCGCACGCCACCAGCCUGAAGGAUUCGGUGAAGGCGCGCAGCAAGAAACUGACGCUGGACAUGCAGAGCGCGCUUCUGGAGAGCUCCGUCACACUCUCGCCCGUCGACUCUCUCGACUCGCCCCGCGGGGGCGGGGGCGGGGCCGGGGGCGGAGCGAGCAACGCCGGCUACGUCACCAACCCCGCCUCUCCGGCGGCCAUGCCCUCGCCAGGCAUCUUCCACUCCUCCAUGUCGGUGCCCGGCACCCCCAUGGUGCACAGCGGCCUGCUGGACGGCACCGGCCCCUUCGCCGUGUCCCUGGCCGGCCUGAACGAGCUGACCGACGGCGGCCUCCCCAUGCAGGGCCGCAUCGCCAUGCCGCCGGGCACGGGCGGCGUGGGCCAGGCCGCGCACGGCUACGUCCUCAGUGCCAGCCAGAUGGGCCUUGGCAUGGGCCUGGUGAGCCCGGUCAGCGUGCCUUUCGACUGGCACCGCCUGCCACCCUCGUCGCAGUGCGGCCCACCCGUGGUCGGCAUGGUGCACCCGGCAAGCAGCCAGGCAGGCAUGCUCCUGCAUCAACAGCAGGUGUUCCGCAGCGCGGCCCAGCAGCCCAUGCUGCAGCCCACGCCUGUCUCGGGCGCGCCGGCACUCAGCCCCGUCAAGCUGCCCUCCAUCGCCGAGCAGCAGCAGCUCCACAGCCACGCCCUGGCCGGCAUGGGCUCGCCCACGCCCUCCACCCCACAGCCACAACCUCCUCCGCCCUUCUACCAGCAGCCCCAGCAGCAGCAGCAGCAGCAGCAGCCUCCGCCCCAGCAGGGGAACCCCCAGCCCCAGUCCCAGCAGGCCUCGCAGGCACCCGCAGCCCCGCAGGUCUCGCAGAGCCAGGCUGCGCCCUCCCAGGCUCCCCCGGCGCAGGCCGGCGCCGGCACGGGCCUGGAGGAUUACCCAACCCCGCCCUCCCAACACAGCUACACCUCCGCCAUGGAUGCCACGCCCAAGCAUUACUUGCGCCUCCCGAGCGAGCACCCCUACCUAACACCCUCUCCGGAGUCGCCGGAACCCUGGUCCAGCCCCUCCCCCCACUGCGUGUCUGACUGGUCUGACUCCACCCCCAGCCCGGCAGUCUCCGCCCCAGCCCAGACCCAGAUCCCUCAUGUUCCGGAGUCCAAUGGGAAGAUGCAAGUGUUUGCGUGAGCAGCGGGCCGUGUUCCCGGGACUUCUGCGACCUCGGCAGAGUAGAUGAGAAAUCUCACUCUAGGGCUCGUUUUACUUGUCAGCCCAUUUCCAAGAUUUUAAUUGGAUUAGGAUUGACUUGGUGUUUGUCGAGAAGACAUCUACUGGUGUUGUCCACAAAGAGUAAAGGAAAAAUUGUUGUCUUAAAAAGAAAAGACAAUUUAAUGAAGUAAGACAUUCUGUCACAAAGGACUUGUUUUUUUUAUUAUUAAAAAAAAAGUAUAUGAAGAAGAAAAACCAUGUCUUUCAUUUCAAAGGCUUGGGGAUGCUUUCCUGAAACUAACAAACUUUUAAAGAGUAGAGUAAGAGAAAAAAAGCGAAACGUUGAAGGAAGUUCCUUUCUUUUUAUUUAUUGUCUCGACGUGUUCCUCGUAAAUUGCCUUGUGGGUGUCCUGUUCCUCCACCGGUUGGCAAGUGAAACAUGCUCUCUCAACGGACCCCUCUGUGCCUGUUACACAAGGGACCUAUUCCUGCCGCACACGAUUGUUACAGCAACGGACAGAUGAGUCUCCGAUUAUCAGUGAUGGGUCAGCGGAACCCAUAUGUUUGAGUUCCAGACAGAACCAGCCGGACAUUCUCACCUCUGAGUGACAUUAUUUAUUGAGGCCAACACUAAUCAACAAAAUCGGCAUCAAAAUUCCUAGGCAUGUAUGAAUUGGCCGACAUUAGCGACACACAUUAACGUGAUGAACUAAGCCGAGCCGGUACAUUCCAUAGAAGUCCUCUGUAAUAAUGUCAAGGGGCAUCUCUGAAGCACUUCUUAGGCCAAGCGUGUUACGUGACAGCUACCACUCCAGAACAGCACCGGCGCCGACAUGGUUAUUCGGCUUGACACGGGACAUGCCAGCGCUCUGGUGUUUUUGCGUCCAUGGUAGUGUUCGGUUCUGGGUGCUGUAGGGUUGCUUUCCUAGUGCCCUCCCCUGCCGACUAAUGUCGAGGCCAUGUGACCAUUUGCUCUCUGUCCCCUCUCACCUGGCCCCCACCCUUACUCCAAGGUCAUCUGUCACCACUUAAAACUGUCACUGGCUGCUCUUCAAUUUUUCUUUUUUUUCUUUUUUUUUAGUUGUAUGAUUUUAUUUGUGUCUUUGUUUUCUUAUCAUCAUUAUGUUAUAACCAUAGUUACCUUCGGAGCGUCACUACGAUGUGCUAAGCUGUGUUUUUAUAGGCUGCUGCUGCUUUCCUCCGCCCCGCCCCCCACGGCGAUGCGUAGCUCUCUCUCGCCUGUGACCCCCCCCCGCUCCCGUUUGCGGGGUCGUGUGCCACCGCGGCCCGUCUUCCCGUCCGUCGUCUCUGCGGCGGAGCAGCCGGGAGACGGCCCGCCCAACCCUCCUCGUGCUCCGCUGCGGUCCAAGUCCCGGUCCUGCACAAGCACCAGACUAUGACAUCAGGACCUCACAGAGGUCACGCUCGGUCAUCUUCCGACAGGCAGCGCGAUGGACCUCCAGACUGCGGUUUCAUUUACGUACUCCAUUACACAUCGGUUAAUUUAUGUAUGGCCAAAAAUACAGGCCAGAAAAAGGUUUUAAAAAAAUAAAUACAUUUCCCGGGGCUGACUCCUCUUGGCAUGUUGGUGUGUAGCAUGCAUGUGAUGUGAACUCCGCCUGUCCGUGUGCAGUGGGGAGGUGUGUGUGUGUGUGUGUGUGUGUGUGUGUGUCUGGAGAGGUGGAUAACGGACUGCUAGCGCUCGGUCACUCCUCAGGGAGGUGUUAUUUAGCACGCAGCAUCGUCUGCGUCCCUAGCAGCGCCGCCCCACCCCAACCCAGCCAGGCAGGAGGAUGGCAUCUGCCCUGUGCAUUCUGAGAAAUGCAAGUGGCACAAACACUGCUAUGUAGUGCUGCCCCCUGUUGUCUGCUACAGGUACAGGCGCUUAUCUCUGCAAGAUCCCUUCCCAAGCGUAAGUUGUUUCUGGGGAGCCUGACCCACAGUAUGCAGUCCAACCCAAAUGAGGAUGCCUGUUUCACAAGACUGAGACGUUUCUGCAGUUUACUCUUGCAUUCAUCCCUCCAUAUCAAAGCAAGAAUCACUGCCUCUGCAGGAACACACACCUUCCACACAGAAGAUGAUAAGCUGAGCAAAAAGAAAUGAGUUAUUAUUGCUGGGUUUGGGAAGAUAUUUUUGUUAUGAUUUCUGUUUCCUAUAAAAAUGUGCUAACAAUAAACCAUCCUUUAAAAUUCUCUUUUAAACACCCUUCCCCUUCCAAUAGUAUCUCUCUCCCAGUAUUUCAGACAUUUUGGAAAUCCAGCAUCCUCUUGUAAAUACGAUUGUUUUGUUUAGGUUUAUUUGUGUAAGAGAAGUCUUAUGUUUCUAAAAAAAUGAUUAUGUACUAAAAAAGACAAAAUGUGUACUUUCUAUUAGCAUUAUUUUUGAAACUGAGAUUGUGACUGAUAUAUAUUGGUCUUGCAUUACUAGAUCAGCCAUAGAUAUUCUGUCUUUAUUAUUAAUUCCUAUACUUGUUUAAAAGUAGUUUAAAAGCAUUGUAUAUAAACACCUUUUCAUGUUUCUUUCUACAGACAAAAGUUGUAAAAUAAGGUUACUUCUAAUAAAACAGUAGGGAACUACA
Messenger RNA from Electrophorus electricus (electric eel), 10264 nucleotides. It is a transcript of the gene notch3, whose product is annotated as notch receptor 3. Gene Ontology annotation, cellular component: plasma membrane; protein-containing complex. Gene Ontology annotation, molecular function: signaling receptor activity; calcium ion binding; protein binding. Gene Ontology annotation, biological process: Notch signaling pathway; regulation of developmental process; cell differentiation. NCBI's taxonomy places the organism in Eukaryota, Metazoa, Chordata, Actinopteri, Gymnotiformes, Gymnotidae. The record is from RefSeq and is a predicted model, not a curated record.